CGCUAGGGGGACCUAGAGAGGUGCCUGGAGGCAGAUCGAAAGACCUAAGCCCCACGGGUGGAAGCCCUGCAGCCGGGGAGGAAUCCACAGGGAAGAAGGGGAAGGAAAAACAGGACGUUGGGUUUGGGAAAAAAAAGGAGAUUAGGAAUGUGGUGCUCCUGGAUGGGGCAUCCAUUCCGUUAAAAAGCUAGAGUAAGAGGAGUGUAGGAGACUGUAUUAUGGACCAAGAGGGAUUUCCUCCCCCACCACCUGAAGUUCUAGAAAAUGAAUUAAAAAACGGUGUCUCUAAUGAGGAGGAGGAAGAGGGAGAACAGUGUGACUUUGACAGCAGAGAUGAAAUUCCAGAAGCAGACAGACAAAGCGUCGAGCUACCUAUUGCUGCCCCUAAGUCACUGGAAGUAAAUGAAGAAAGUGCAAGUACAGGAGAUGAAAUCAGACCUGGAACGGAGAGGACACAAGGAGCUGAGACCAGUAGAGCGGUGUUCCCGGCCAAAGUCAAUCCAUACUCAGUCAUAGAUAUCACCCCAAUCCAAGAGAUGGAGCAGGCGUUAUCACCAGAAUCAAAUGCUCAGGGUGAAAGUCCAAGCCCAACGGUACCAAGCGGGUAUUCCGUCCCUGUGCCUUGCGGCUACGCGGUGCCGUCCAACUUACCCUUGAUACUGCCGGCGUACACCAGCCCUGUGAUCAUCCGCAACGUCUCUGUGGACGAAGAAGGGGGAACACAGGAGGUUACUGAAGAUGGUCAUUGUAAUUAUUUAAAUUCUGAUGAUCCACAGAACAGUGAAGAUCGGGUCAAUAAAGAAGACAGUGCUCUGGCCAAAUGGGUUGCAGAUCCUGCCAAUACAGCAUGGAUGGAGAACCCAGAGGAAGUUAUAUAUGAUGAUGUUCCAAGAGAAAAUUCUGACUCAGAACCAGAGGAAAUGAUUUAUGAUGAUGUUGAGAAUGGCGAAGGAGGAGGAAAUAGCUCUUUGGAAUAUGGGUGGAGCUCAAGUGAGUUUGAGAGCUAUGAAGAACAAAGCGACUCGGAAUGUAAAACUGGAAUUCCCAGCUCCUUUUUGCGUGGUAGCCACAAAAAACAACUUUCCCAUGACCUAAACCGUUUAAAGGAGCACUAUGAAAAAAAGAUGAAAGAUUUGAUGGCAACCACUGUGGGAGCAGUAGAAAUUCAGCAGCUAAAGCAAAAACAUGAGCUGAAGAUGCAAAAACUUAUGCAGGCUGCCAGAGAGGGCACUAAAGAUGGGCUGGAAAAGACCAAAGCUGCUGUGAAGAAAGGCCGCUCAUUCAUAAGGACCAAAUCUUUCAUUUCUCAGGAUCACAGAUCUUGCCUUGAAGAAGAGGAGCUGAAUUUAUUUAUUGAUGUUGACUAUACGCAAACAGAAGCCAUCAUGACCCCUAUGCCUGAGGGAUUAUCCCAACAACAAGUUGUGAGGAGAUACAUUCUCGGUUCGGUCGUUGAAAGCGAGAAGAAUUAUGUAGAGGGUCUCAAAAGGAUUUUAGAGCAAUAUGAGAAGCCACUCUCUGAGAUGGAACCAAAGGUACUGAGUGAGAGAAAACUCAAAAUGGUCUUUUAUCGAAUUAAAGAAAUUCUUCAGUGCCAUUCGAUGUUCCAGAUAGCCCUGGCCAGUCGGGUGUCUGAGUGGGAUGCCGUCGAAAUGAUUGGGGAUGUCUUCGUCGCUUCGUUUUCUAAAUCCAUGGUCUUGGAUGCUUACAGUGAAUAUGUGAAUAACUUUAGCACCGCCGUGGGGAUUCUGAAAAAAACAUGUGCUACGAAACCUCAUUUUCUUGACUUUUUAAAGCAAUGCCAAGAAUCAAGUCCUGAUCGAAUUACACUCUAUAGUUUGAUGAUGAAACCAAUUCAGCGUUUUCCACAGUUUAUUCUUCUGCUGCAGGACAUGCUGAAGAAUACAAGUAAAGGGCACCCUGACCGUUUGCCUUUACAGAUGGCUCUUACAGAGCUUGAAACACUAGCAGAGAAGUUAAAUGAACGGAAAAGAGAUGCGGACCAGCGAUGUGAAAUUAAGCAAAUAGCAAAAGCCAUUAAUGAAAGAUAUCUGAAUAAGCUGCUCAGCAGUGGAAACCGAUACUUCGUUCGAUCCGACGAUAUGAUAGAAACAGUUUACAAUGACAAAGGGGAGAUUGUCAAAACCAAAGAACGUCGGCUCUUCAUGUUAAACGACGUAUUAAUGUGUGCCACCCUUAGCCCCCGCACUUUACCUGAAAGUGGUACUACCGUAUCAGCUAGCCAAAGAUAUUUAUUAAAAUGGAGUGUUCCUCUUGGACACGUCAAAGUCAUAGAAUAUGGGAGUAGUGAGGGCCAAGGAGAGAACAACCAAUACCCACCUCUGUAUUCCGCCGAAAGCUUUGCUACUGUUGCUAAUGUGAAGCCAAACAAACUGUACAUGGGGCCCGGGCAGCUGUAUCAGGAUUUACAGAACCUGGUACACGAUUUGAAUGUAGUUGGUCAAAUCAGUCAACUGAUCGGAAACCUUAAAGGAAACUAUCAGAACCUAAAUCAAUCAGUGGCCCAUGACUGGGCUUCAGGUUUACAGAAACUUAUCUCAAAAAAAGAGGAUGAAAUCAGAGCUGCCGACUGCUGUAGGAUUCAGCUGCAGCUCCCAGGGAAGCAAGAUAAGUCUGGACGACCAACUUUCUUUCCAGCUGUGUUUAAUACAUUCACCCAUGCCAUCAAACAGUCAUGGAUCAACACUUUGCAGAUGGCUAAACUUGCCCUUGAAGACGAGAACCAGAUGGGCUGGUUCUGUGUAGAAGAUGAUGGGAAUCAAAUAAAAAAAGAGAAGCACCCUCUUCUUGUUAGACAUAUGCCAGUCAUGUUGGCUAAGCAGCAAGAGUUUAAGAUUGAAUGUGCUGCUUAUAAUCCUGAACCAUACGUUGGUAAUGAAAAUGAGCCUGAGUCCUUUUCCAUGGAACAUGGCUUCCUCUGGAUUGGCAGCUGUACUAAUCAAAUGGGCCAGGUUGCGAUCGUUUCAUUUCACAAUUCCAGCCCGAAAAUUAUUGAGUGCUUCAAUGUGGAGUCACGUAUUCUCUGCAUGGUCUACAUCCCAGAGGAUGAGAAACGGAGAGCUGUAAAUGCAGUUCCUGACUCAGAAACUGAAGUUGCGAAAGCUUCCGCUGUGCCUACUAUCUGCUUGGGAACAGAAGAAGGAAGCAUUUCCAUUUACAAGAGUUGUCAAGGCUCAAAGAAGGUGAGACUUCAACACUUUUUCACACCUGAAAAAUCAACUGUCAUGAGUCUGAGUUGCUCAUCCCAGUAUUUGUAUGCCGGUCUCGUUAACGGGAAUGUUGCCAUCUACACAAAAGCAGAAGAUGGUUCCUGGAACUCUGAGCCUCAAAAAGUGGUAAAAUUAGGGGUUCUUCCAGUUAGAAGUCUACUAAAGAUGGAAGAUACCAUUUGGGCAGCUUCUGGUGGACAAGUUUUUAUAAUCAGUAUUGAGACCCAUUCUAUUGAGAGGCGUCUAGAAGCCCACCAUGAAGAAGGGAUGGUCAUCUCACAUAUGGCCGUGGCGGGAGUCGGGAUCUGGAUUGCUUUUACAACAGGAUCUGCGCUUCGUCUGUUUCACACAGAGACGCUUAAACAUCUCCAGGAUAUCAACGUAUCCACACCUAUCCAUCAUAUGUUGUCAGGGCAACAACGUGUGUCUGUGACCAGUCUACUCGUAUGCCAUGGCUUAUUAUUGGUCGGGACAAAUCUCGGAAUAAUCGUAGCACUUCCAGUUCCUCGUUUGCAAGGAAUUCCAAAAGUGACCGGAAGAGGAAUGGUAUCAUACCACGCGCAUAAUGGCCCAGUCAAAUUCCUGGUAAUGGCUUCAGCUUCGACCAGAAAAACCAAAGAUAAAUCCAGGAACAGCUUGCCUCCAAGUGAGGAACCUCAGGAAGAAGAUCGAAGGGACAGCCUCGUGAACGAGGGAUCGAUUCCUUGCCCGAGUCAGAACACCGACAGCGCCGUGUGGUUAGGGGAGUCGGUGGGGUCCAUCAUCCCAAAGAGCGAUUUGUCCUCGUCUUCCGGAUCUCUCACCCUCUCGCACGGGUCCAAUUCCCUAGAGCACGGCCCGGAAGACAGUGCCAUCUACGAGCUACUGAAAGACCCAAACAUCUCGCUCGCUAAGGGUAGCAAACAGAGAUAUAAGAAAACAAGGCCAGGUUCCAUAUUGGUCAUCUGUGGCGGACAGGGACACAGAAGAGUAAACAAGAAGGUCAAGCAACAGCGGCAGGAUGAACUGGUUUCUUCAGUUAUGGUUUGGCAGAUCCCAGUCUUAAAUAUAUAAGUGAUGAAGGAAGGCACCAGAGAGGGAAUGAAGAUGGCUAUCUAGAAAGUUUUUUUUUUUUUCCCCUGUCGCGCCAUAUAACGUGAGUGCAAAAGUUACACCUGUGCUGGUGGAAACAGAAUACAGUUACCUGGGAGGUGGGGGGAGAAGGAGAUGUGCAAUAUUGUCUUGGCAGGUAUUCUGCCGGAACACUUUUUUUUUCAUUUUUGAGAGCAAAAUUCAGAGAAUGAGUUCUAGGAAACAAAGUGUAAAGUUAAAGCGAUUUCCAAACGUUUUGAAAAAGGCAAGGGAAAUAUCGUGCUUUUUUUUUAUAAGCUGGUGUAGUUUAGACCCUAAACUUGCUAAGAUACUUCAUCAGUUGAAAAGAUGGUGCAAUUGAAAUGAUGGUGUAAUAUAAUCUUCCUACAGGAUCAUCCAAGUAAGGAGUUUCAAUCAUUACAAACUCAUUCUUCAAAAUAUAACCAGAAUACAUUCCAUUAAUAACACCAAAGGCAUUCCUACGUGAUUCUGAUUCACAUCUAUAUUAUACACUACUUUUUUUAUUUUAGUCCUGCUCAAAAGCUAUUGGGAACGGUGAGGAAUGCCCUCUAUCCCCACACUUGUUUUUGUGAAUUAGUGAUUUUAUUUCCAAAUUACUCCAAAGCAAAUUCUCCCUAUUUUCACAAAACAGUAUUUUUCUAUGGCAUUUUUCAGUAAAAUGUUAUGUUCCAGUUAGUGAACCCAUACGUUGGUCAACCAAAAUAUUCAAGACCUAGACUAGAACCCCAACAAUAAAAAAGCCACUGCUUCUAAUAUUAAGUAUCAUCUAAUAACCCUUUUGAAAAAUCUGUUUGCUGCAGUAUAAAGGACACUGUAACUUGCCAUUUUCCCUGGCUUUCUCUAGUGCAGGAGUCUGGCUCGUGCUGAUUUUUAGACCAAUUUAAAAUGCUGUGCUACUUUAAAAAAAAAAUGCAAGCUACAUGCACAUUUGAAAACUUCUUGGUGCUAGCCCUCUUUGUGCAUUCCAUUGCUGGCAAUGGGAGGUGGGCCAAGAAAAACUGACUCCCAGAUCGACACCAUUACAUGCGUAUUUAUUAGACACAAUACCUUCAGCUGUAUCUGUAAACAUAGAGCCAACUAGAAGAACAGAAGAAACUCCUUGAGUUUCAGUAAGGUCAAGUCUAUGUUUAUGUCAAAAGAAAGGCAUUUGACAGAUAUGGGCUUCCCUAUGAAAUAUUGCACUUUAAAAGACAAUUGAAAAACUCGCGUGAUGUCUACGGAAAUAUUUUCUGAGGCGCAUUCACACACCAUAAGAAAAUGAUGUCAUUAUCCCUUUUAAGCUUUCUAAAACUUUAGCUGCUCUCUGCUUUGAUCAAUAAAAUGUUUUUUUUACUUAGAAACAAGCAUUAUGGGUGACCUUUUUUCUGUGAAAUGCAAAGGGAGCUUUGUUCGCCUUUAGUUGAGAUUGCCAGCAUUUGGAUAAAGGGGCACUGACAUCUUCCUGAUUUUAAAGGCUCAGACCAAUAUAACAUAUUAUGAUGACUCUUAUGGUUAUUAUUAUAAUCAUCACAAUGUGAUUAGAAGUAAUAUUUCAAGUAAAGAGACUGAGGAAAAUUGAGACAAAUUUUAUGUCUAACUCUUGUGGGUAAUUCCAACAGACACAAUAAAUUAAUAUCAUUUGGAGCAGUAAAUAUUAAAAAAGCUACAUUUUCCUAAUGAAGUGAAAUUUGUUUAAAAAAAUAAAGCUUUUUUUGCAUGGCAUAAAUACAGUGUUUCAAUCCAGAUUUGACUUUACCCAUGAGUAUUAAACUGUGACUUUAACCAUGA
This is a messenger RNA of Ornithorhynchus anatinus (platypus), 6089 nucleotides long. It is a transcript of the gene ARHGEF10, whose product is annotated as Rho guanine nucleotide exchange factor 10. Gene Ontology annotation, cellular component: centrosome. Gene Ontology annotation, biological process: mitotic spindle assembly; actin cytoskeleton organization; positive regulation of stress fiber assembly. The transcript has 29 exons. Lineage: Eukaryota; Metazoa; Chordata; Mammalia; Monotremata; Ornithorhynchidae. The record is from RefSeq and is a predicted model, not a curated record. Gene Ontology annotation, molecular function: guanyl-nucleotide exchange factor activity; protein binding. Bases 219 to 4283 code for a protein of 1354 amino acids.